This is a messenger RNA of Cydia amplana, 755 nucleotides long. RefSeq names its product transmembrane emp24 domain-containing protein eca (gene eca). Gene Ontology annotation, biological process: intracellular protein transport; Golgi organization; endoplasmic reticulum to Golgi vesicle-mediated transport. The record is from RefSeq and is a predicted model, not a curated record. Gene Ontology annotation, cellular component: Golgi apparatus; endoplasmic reticulum-Golgi intermediate compartment; endoplasmic reticulum. Lineage: Eukaryota; Metazoa; Arthropoda; Insecta; Lepidoptera; Tortricidae. The transcript has 4 exons. The coding region runs from base 72 to 725 and encodes 217 amino acids.
GUGACGUGUGUCAUGUCUGUCAUGUCAUUUUUAGGAUAGUGUAGUUGCCGAUUUAUAAAAAGGCCGAAAAUAUGGAACAAUUAAAGCUUUCCUCUUUAUUUGCGUUAUUCUUGAUCUUUGAUUUAACCUCCGCUCUAUAUUUCCACAUAGCGGAGGGGGAACGAAAAUGUUUUAUCGAGGAAAUACCGGAUGACACAACUGUUAUGGUGAACUACAAGGUGGAGCUUUAUGACCCUCGUUCUGGCGGGUUCAUGCCCUCAUCGCCCGGGAUCGGCAUGCACGUGGAGGUCCGUGACCCUAACGACGGCGUGGUGCUGUCGCGGGUGUACUCCUCCGAGGGCAAGAUCUCCUUCACAUCCACUACUCCGGGAGAACAUGUUAUUUGCAUGUACUCUAACAGUACCUCUUGGUUCAGCGGCUCUCAGUUACGGGUUCACUUAGAUAUCCAAGUAGGUGAACACGCCGUGGACUACGCCAACGUGGCGCAGAAGGAUAAGCUGACAGAGCUGCAGCUGCGAAUCCGCCAGCUGCUAGACCAGGUGCACCAGAUCACCAAGGAGCAGAGCUACCAGCGACACCGCGAGGAGCGCUUCAGACAAACAUCGGAGAGCACCAACCAGCGCGUGCUGUGGUGGAGCUUGCUGCAGACCGGUGUUCUUGUUGGCAUCGGCUACUGGCAGAUGAGGCAUCUCAAGAGCUUCUUCGAAGCUAAGAAAUUAGUGUAAAAACUUUAAAAUUAGCCUUUUUAACACCAU